Pleuronectes platessa (European plaice) is the source of this 3300-nucleotide messenger RNA. It is a transcript of the gene ttll7, whose product is annotated as tubulin tyrosine ligase-like family, member 7. NCBI's taxonomy places the organism in Eukaryota, Metazoa, Chordata, Actinopteri, Pleuronectiformes, Pleuronectidae. Gene Ontology annotation, molecular function: tubulin-glutamic acid ligase activity; tubulin binding. Gene Ontology annotation, cellular component: cilium. The transcript is spliced from 21 exons. The coding region runs from base 517 to 3300 and encodes 927 amino acids. The record is from RefSeq and is a predicted model, not a curated record. Gene Ontology annotation, biological process: microtubule cytoskeleton organization; protein polyglutamylation.
UGUCAGUCCGCCGUAGUAACGCAUGCACGCGCCAUGAACACCGGUGCAGGGUUAUAGGUAGUCCCGGGUCCCGGGUGUGUCUCUUCACGGCGACAGUGUGGUGGGGACGAGCCCGGCAGAGGAGCUGGUGCAGCGCCUGUGUCCUGGAAUAAAGAAGGCAUUCCUAUCUUUCCCUCGGUCCGGCCCUCCCUCCCUUUCUCCUCUCGGGGUCUGUAAAUAAGCUGGGGCUGUGUGGACCCUUGAGAGUCCCUCCCCCUCCCGCUCUUCCCCCACCACCCCCUUUCAAACUCCAGUGCCUGCUCAGAUUCUGCUACUCUCAACGCUGCUGAGGGGCACUGGGGAGAUGCUCAGAUGAUCCACAGGGCCGUCCCGAAACGCAUCGUCCACACAGCCUAGAAGACUAACUAGAGCAAGUGGGAGAGAGCCCCUGGAGGGUGCAGUGAGUUCCCCAGUGAAGCCCGCCAACCGAGCCUGGCAGAAAGCUCGGUUUGCCCCUUCGCUACUCCAGCCCCUGAGAUGCCCUCCCCUCCCAAUGAUGGAGAGGAUCAAGGAGCGUCCCCCAUGAAGAGGCCAUCUGUGGGCUCCUACCAGAGCAGCGGCAGGAAGGCACACAUGAAAAAGAAAAAAGGCCGGAUCAACGCCAAUGUUGCUGGCACCAAAUAUGAGAUCGUUCGCAUUGCCAUCAACGAGAUGGACUUCAUCAAGACCCGGGAUGAAGACGAGACGGCCAACCUCAUCUGGAGUGACUCGGCCGUGCAGCACGAGAAAAUCGCUGAGCUCAGGAAUUAUCAGAGAAUUAACCAUUUCCCUGGCAUGGGCGAAAUCUGCCGGAAAGACUGCCUCGCAAGAAACAUGUCCAAAAUGAUCAAGAUCCAGCCUCAAGAAUACAGCUUCAUCCCCAAAACCUGGAUCUUCCCAGCUGAGUACACUCAGUUCCAGAACUACGUCAAAGAGCUGCGCAGGAAACGCAAACAGAAGACCUUUAUCGUCAAACCUGCCAACGGAGCCAUGGGUCACGGGAUCUCGCUUAUCCGUAACUGUGAGAAGUUGCCAGCCCAGGAACACUUUAUCGUUCAGGAGUACCUGGACAAGCCCUUCCUGAUGGAGGGUUACAAGUUUGACCUGCGCAUCUACAUCCUCGUCACGUCCUGUGACCCGCUUCGCAUUUUCCUCUACAACGACGGCCUGGUUCGCAUGGGCACAGAGAAGUACCAUGCACCCAGCGAGGCCAACCUGAGCCAGCUCUACAUGCAUCUGACCAACUACUCCGUCAACAAACACAAUGAGAACUUUGAGCGGGAUGAGACCGUGGACAAAGGAAGCAAGAGGUCCAUUAGCUGGUUCACUGAGUUCCUCCGCGCCAACGGCUAUGAUGUGGCCAAGUUCUGGGGAGACGUCUCUGAGCUGGUGGUUAAAACAUUAAUAGUGUCGGAACCACACGUGCUGCACGCCUACCGCAUGUGUCGCCCCGGCCAGCCACCAGGGAGCGACAGCGUCUGCUUUGAGGUCCUUGGCUUUGACAUCAUCCUGGACCGCAAACUCAAACCCUGGCUACUGGAGAUCAAUCGAGCGCCGAGCUUCGGGACCGAUCAGAAGAUUGAUUACGACGUGAAGAAAGGGGUGCUGCUCAAUGCUCUCAAACUCCUCAACAUUAGGGCCAGUGAUAAGAAGCGUAACCUGGCCCAGCAAAAGGCAGAAGCUCAGAGACGGCUCUACGGACACGGCUCCAUGAAAAAGCUCUCAGCUGCUUCUUCAGACUGGGAGAAACAACGUCACACACUUGAGAGAAGGAGAGAAGAACUGAAAGAGCGACUGGCACAGGUCCGCAAGCAGAUCUCCAGGGAGGAGCAUGAAAAGCAACAUCUGGGGAACUACAGACGUAUUUACCCCCCAGACGACAAGCUGCUGUUGGAGAAGUAUGAAGGCCUGCUCUCGGCCGCCUUUCAGACCUUCCUCGCUGGGCGAGCUGCCUCACUUCAAAAGGAAAUGAAUAAUCCUCUGAAACGAAUGAAGGAGGAGGACAUCUUGGAUCUGCUGGAACAAUGUGAACUGGAUGAUGAGAAGCUGAUGGGCAAAUCCUCCAGGCAGCGAGGACCUAAGCCCUUGACCGCUAUGCCAGAAUGCAGCCAGACACCGAGACGUCAACGACCCGACUACCUGGCUGACUUCACCAGCGGCGGCAGCAGCGAUGAAAACUCCUGCUCCUCCUCGGAUGAAGAGGAGGAGGAGAGGAGGAAAGCAGGAGGAGGAGGAAGAGGUGGAGAGAAGAAGGAGAAGAAAGUUUCCUACGACCUUGGGGAAAGCAAGGAGAAGAACUUGGCUGAGCGUUCAGGUCGCAUGCACUGGAAACCUCCCGUCAAGCCGCUGAAAACCAGCCCCGCCCCCUCCGCUUCGCCGACACUCUCUGGUCCAAUCAGGCGCUCCAUCUCCUGUCCGCGCUCCAUCGCCUCCCUCUCGUCACCCAGUGAAGUGCGAGGGCUGUCUACCAAGCCAUCGCCCACGGUCCCCGUGGCCACGCCCCUUGUCAGGCCGACCUCCGCCACGCUGCGCUCUCAAUCCCUGAGCCGCAGUGGCUCCACCCACCGUGUGCCUCACAGCAACAGCCUGGGAACCAUCCACUCCAACAUAAGCGAUCCGCUAAUAAACCUGAGGAGUAAAGAGCAAGAGGCGGAGCUGGUGCGUCAGACCCUGGCCGCGCUCACCGCCAUGAGGAUCAGGUUUCCUGGCAAAACCGAGGAAGAGGCCGAGGCUGUGCUGGAUGAGAUCCUUGACAACUGGAAAUACCAUAAACCAAAGGUGGCCUCCUAUUGGCUGGUGAAGCUGGACUCGACCAAACAACGGAAGGUGUUGGACAUCGUGCGCACCAAUGUACGCUCGGCACUGCAGCGGAUCUGGAGAGAGCCAGAUGUGGAGAGCCUCCACCUCUAUCGGCUCUUUAACCGAGUCUUCAACCGGCUGCUCUGGAGUCACGGGCAGGGCCUGUGGAACUGCUUCUCCAACACCGGUUCAUCGUGGGAGACCAUCUUCAGUAAGAGCAGUGAGGUGGUGUCACCCCAGGAGCUGCAGUGCUGCCGCCGGCUGGUCCAGCUGUGCCGAGACUGCCUCCUGGUCGUCUUCAAGUUUGUUUCCGAGUCCCGCGGCUCUUUGACCGGACUCAGCCCCGAAUGGGAUGACACCAGGUACGUGCUGCCAGUGACCUCCCAGUUCAUCGUGAAGUGGCCUUCGUCCAGCUUUGGCCGCAUCUCCUCGGCCAUGCCGCGCUCCCGCAGCCUCUUCGCCGCCAGGAUGGGCCACUUCUGA